Messenger RNA from Dictyostelium discoideum AX4, 1716 nucleotides. RefSeq names its product U4/U6 small nuclear ribonucleoprotein (gene prpf3). Lineage: Eukaryota; Evosea; Eumycetozoa; Dictyosteliales; Dictyosteliaceae. Gene Ontology annotation, biological process: mRNA splicing, via spliceosome. The record is from RefSeq and is a predicted model, not a curated record. The coding region runs from base 1 to 1716 and encodes 571 amino acids. Gene Ontology annotation, cellular component: nucleus; U4/U6 x U5 tri-snRNP complex. The transcript has a single exon.
AUGUCGUCAACACCUAAUAAAAGAAAGUUUCAUGAUGGAGACGACACUGAGCAACUUCAGCAACAGGAUAAAAAAUUAAAAUCGUCAAAUGAUAUUGAUAGUAUUUCCACUAUCAAAAACAACAACAACAACAACAACAACAACAAUAAUAAUAAUAAUAAUAAUGGUACAUCAGCAUCAACAUCAACAUCAACAUCUACAUCUACAUCUACAUCCACAUCAGCUCAACCACCAAAAGAAGAAACAGCAAUUGAAAGAAAAAAGAGAGAAUUAAGAGAAAAAAUUUUAAAGAGUAAACAAGAAUUAAAUAAUAUUAUUAGUAUAGAUCAAAAUGUUACUACUGCACAAACAUCAAUACCAACACCAACCAUAGCAACAAAAGUUGAACAACCAACUAUUAUAACUAAGGAUAAUAAAGAUGAAGAAACAACAACAACAACAACAACAGAAGCAGCAGGAGAAAAUGAAAUGUUUUUUGAUCCACGUAUUAAAGUUUCAAAUGAUAAAAAAAAGAAAUUAAAUUCAUUUACAUUCAUCCAACCAGGUAGAUAUAGUAAAAAAGCAGAUAAAUUAAGAUCACAAGCAUUAGCAGAGGAAAUGAAAAAACAAGUUGAAUUAAAUUCAUUAAAUGCUAAAAAGAAUACAGAAUCAAUGGAAACUAUUAUAUCAAUAUCUGAAGUACCUUCAAUUGAAUGGUGGGAUAAUGAUAUAUUAAAAGAUGAAAUUCAAAAUAAUUUAAAUAAUACUGAAGAUGAAAACAUAAAAGAAAAUCAAAUUAAUGAAUUAAAUAAAAUUAUAUUAAAUUGUAAUUAUCUUAAUGAUGAUAAUAAUAACUUUAAUCAAGAAUUAAAAAAUAAAAUUAUAAAUUCAGAAUAUUGGGGAUACAUUGAACAUCCAGUUAAAAUUAAAACAAAGAUUCAAUUAAAAGAUACAACACCUCCACCAAUAAGACCCGACUUUUUAUUAUUAACAAAGGAGAAGAAGAAAAUGAGAAAGCAAAGAAGAGCUGAAGAAGCUAGAGAACGUCAAGAGAGAAUUAUGAAUGGUAUGGAGGCACCACCAGAGAAUAAAGUUAAACUUAGUAAUCUAAUGAGAGUAAUUGGCACUCAAGCUGUAUUAGAUCCCACCAAAGCUCUAUUAGAGGUAACAAAGAAAAUGGAAGAAAGAGCUGCAGCUCGUGAUAAAAAGAAUCAAGAGAAUAAGUUAACACCAGAGCAAAGAAAAGAGAAAAAACGUGAUAAAAUCUUAAUCGAUGCUAAACAAGAGCUAUAUUGUUCACUCUAUAAAGUUGUGGAUUUAUCACAUCCACUUUAUCGUUCAAUCAUUGGUAGAAAUUCAAAAGAGAAUUUGGCAACAGGUUGUAUAAUUUUUCAUCCAUCUUGUAACUUGAUUGCUUUUGAGGGUGGUUUAAAAAUUCAAAAGAAAUUUAAAAAACUCUUAUUAAAUCGUAUAGAUUGGGAUAACCCACCACCAAUUAAACAAAGUGAUCCAGAACAACAAACAAAACAUCAAAAUAAUAGUGACCUUUAUCCAAAACCACCUGAAGGUACACCAAAUUCUUGUCAUCUUGUUUGGACUGGUCCAAUUCUUGAAGCUCAUUUCAAAGGUUUUAACUAUGAAAUCUCACCGUUAGAAUCACAAGCAAGAAAAUAUUUACAAGAACAUAAUGUACCUCAUUAUUGGGAUAUGGUUAAAAACUUUUCACCAGAAAUUUAA